Molecule: messenger RNA, 1688 nt
Organism: Quercus lobata
Lineage: Eukaryota; Viridiplantae; Streptophyta; Magnoliopsida; Fagales; Fagaceae
Product: anthocyanidin 3-O-glucosyltransferase 5-like
Exons: 1
Coding region: 96-1517 (473 amino acids)
Molecular function (GO): UDP-glycosyltransferase activity
Source: RefSeq, a predicted model, not a curated record
UCUACUCUCAUCGCACCAAGGUGGAUACAGAUGCAUUGAAAUCAUCCAAAACCAAACCAAAGAAUUUUGAAACUUUAUUGGUAGUAAUUUUCCAUAUGGAGAGCUCAAACUCAAAGCCUCAAGUAGUUCUAGUCGCUAGUCCCGGCGUGGGCCACCUUGUUCGUGUCCUUGAGCUCAGCAACCGCCUUGCUGCCAAUCAAAACUUGCACGUGACCACCUUCGUUGUCAUGGAAUCUCACACCACAGCCACAGCCGCCACCACCGGGGAAUCCCAACUAGUCCAAUCUGCCAAGGCUCGGAGACUGAAAAACCAAGACAUCAUAGAGUUACCACCAGUAACCCAUAAUACAAAUGCUCCCAUCUUCACAAGGCUCGGUGCCCUCAUGCAUGAGAUACUUCCAACCCUCCGAUCUUCCAUCUCAGCCCUGAAGCACAAUCCAACGGCCCUCGUUGUUGAUAUUUUUGGAACACCAUUACUUGAGGUGGCAGACCAAUUUCACAUGCUGAAGUACGUGUUUGUUUCCUCUACAUGGUCAAAUGCAUUGCUCUUAUACUUUCCAGUGCUUGACAAGGAAGCACAAAGAGUUGAAUUGGGUGAGCUGAAAGAACCAAUCAAAAUGCCUGGUUGCAAACCAAUUCGACCUGAUGAUUUGCUCGACUCGAUGAUGGACAGGACAAAGAGCGAUUACAAGAUGUUGUUACAAAUAGGGCUGAAGAUGAGAAACAGUGAUGGAAUUUUGGUGAACUCUUGGGAAGAGUUGGAUGCCACAACGCUUAAAGCAUUGAGAGAGGAAGAGGGUUAUGGAAAAGUACCAGUUUACUCAGUUGGGCCAGUGACUAGACCCUUUGAUAAUGAUCAUGGCCGUGGUCAUGAUCAUCCAUUGUUGCAUUGGUUAGAUGAGCAACCAGCAGAGUCAGUGCUUUACAUUUCAUUUGGGAGUCUUGGAGUUCUUUCACCUCAGCAAAUCAUCGAGUUAGCUUGUGGUUUAGAGCAAAGCCAACAGAGAUUCAUUUGGGUACUACGCACACCCAGAAACUGCGCUAGCACUAUGGAGGGCCUGGAUUACUUGCCAGAUGGAUUUUUGGAUAGGACCCAAAAGGUGGGCCAGGUAUUCACAAAGUGGGCUCCACAAUCGGACAUAUUGGCGCACGGAUCCAUAGGAGGGUUCUUAACUCACUGUGGGUGGAACUCGUCCUUGGAGAGUAUACUAAAUGGAGUGCCAAUGAUAGCUUGGCCAUUGUUUGCAGAGCAAAAAAUGAAUGCUACACAGUUAGCUGAAGAUUAUGGUGUGGCUGUGAGGCCUAAAGUUGCGCCAAGUAAAGAAAUAGUGGGAAAGGAGGAGAUUGAAAUGAUGGCAAGGAAUGUUAUGGAAGGGAAUGGUAAGGCAAUGAGGGCUAGAGUUAAGGAGCUUAAGAAAAGUGGGGAAAAAGCUUUGGCUGAGGGUGGUUCUACUUUCAACACUUUGUCUCAAUUGGCAAACCAAUUCCAAUUGAACUGUCAACGCCAGAAAGGUUAAGGCUCCAUGACCCGCCAUCAAAGUGGGAGCCAAUUGCUGGUGGCAGUGUUUAAUUAAUUUGUUUUUGUAGCAACUUUUGUUUUGUGUGUCCUGUAAGAUCCUUUGGAAUGCUUAAGUAAGUUUUAAUUUGGUUCCUCAAAAAAUAAAAAUAAAAAGUAAGUUUUAAUUUUC